Messenger RNA from Peromyscus californicus insignis, 891 nucleotides. Its product is annotated as zinc finger protein 45-like. The record is from RefSeq and is a predicted model, not a curated record. Gene Ontology annotation, biological process: regulation of transcription by RNA polymerase II. The coding region runs from base 124 to 723 and encodes 199 amino acids. Gene Ontology annotation, molecular function: RNA polymerase II cis-regulatory region sequence-specific DNA binding; DNA-binding transcription factor activity, RNA polymerase II-specific. The transcript has a single exon. NCBI's taxonomy places the organism in Eukaryota, Metazoa, Chordata, Mammalia, Rodentia, Cricetidae.
GGCUUCAGCUGGUUUUCACGGCUACACGCCCAUCAUCGAAUCCACACUGGAGAGAAACCAUACAGAUGUGGUGCCUCUGGCAAGGGCUUUAGUUACAGCUCACACCUUAACAUUCAUUGUAGAAUGCACUCAGGAGAAAAGCCCUGUAGGUGUGAGGAGCGUGGGAAGGGCUUCAGUGUAGGCUCACACCUCCAAGCUCAUCAGAUAAGCCACACCGGAGAGAAACCAUACAAAUGUGAGGAGUGUGGGAAGGAAUUCUGUCGGGCCUCUAAUCUUCUGGACCAUCAGCGAGGCCACACUGGAGAGAAGCCUUACCUAUGUGAUGCUUGUGGGAAGGGCUUCAGUCGGAGUUCUGAUUUUAACAUUCAUAUUAGAGUCCACACGGGAGAGAAACCCUACGUAUGUGAGGAGUGUGGGAAGGGCUUCAGCCAGGCCUCAAACCUUCUGGCCCAUCAGAGAGGCCACACUGGCGAGAAACCCUACAGAUGUAACACAUGUGGGAAGAGCUUCCGUCGGAAUUCAGAUCUGAACGUUCAUUGUAGAAUCCAUACAGGAGAGAAACCCUAUAAAUGUGAGAAGUGUGGGAAAUCCUUCAGUCAGUUUUCAAGUCUCCAAGUGCGUCAGAGAGUCCACACGGGAGAGAAACCAUAUCAGUGUGCAGAGCGUGGGAAAAGGCUUCAGUCAGUUCUCAAGUCUUCAGAUGCAUUGGAGAGUCCACACUGAAGAAAAACCCUACAAUAUAGCAAGUGUGGGAAGAGCUUCCGACGGAGUUCAGAUUUUAAUGUUCAUUGUAGAAUCCAUACAGGAGAGAAACCCUAUAAAUGUGAGAAAGCCUUCAGUCAGUCCUCAAGUCUUCAGGUGCAUCAGAGAGUCCACACGGGAGAAACCGUA